Molecule: messenger RNA, 6262 nt
Organism: Cinara cedri
Lineage: Eukaryota; Metazoa; Arthropoda; Insecta; Hemiptera; Aphididae
Source: the annotation of a GenBank genome assembly
AGCUGUGUCUGUCUGUCAAUGUGUCGUUGUUUACCGCAAUUUUUUACCUCUCGUUCCCCCGACGUUUAUCUCCUCGGGACAUAGUGUAAUAAUUCGGCGUUUUCGAUUCGUUCGGUGAACGUGUGAAACGUGUUUGUGUCGUGCCUAGUAUUUUACUUGUAACACAUUAUAUUUAUAUAAUUUCGCCUUCUUCUGUUUAACGCCAAAAUAUGGCCGACAAAGACAACGAAGAGGUGGAGUUGACGAUCGCUGACGAGGCGGUGGUCACCAAGUACAAAACGGCUGGAGAAAUCGCUAAUCGUAAGUAGUCGCUAGUCGCUUGUGUUCUUCUGGAUGUUGCCGAUUUCACUUAACUUAAUGUCGAAUAGUAGCUUUAUUAAAAAUCAGUAUCGUCUAUCUCAUGGACAUAUUCAAUCCUCAUAUCCUCCGUUGGCUUUUGGCCCGACGAAUAGUUAUUGUUGUGUGCCAACAACGCGCCAUAACAUCGUUCGACAUAACCUUAAAACGUGUACAAAAAUGAGAAUUUCCAGGUACAUAGAUGACCAGUGCACAGUUGGAUUCAAUAGAAAGAAUACUUUGUACCUACAAUACUAUGAUAGCUUGAACAACUAUGUCUUCAAAAUAAAGCAAAUUGAUCCUACAAAUUUUGUAUGCCCAUCUUUGGAAAAUUAUUUUACUUGCCUGUUUCUUUGUUGAUAUUUCAUAUAGAUGACAAAAAAAAUUUUCAUUUUUAUUGCACUUUAUAUUUGUACGGUUACUAUGAUUACGUUGUAUGAAAUUUUCAUUUACCUAUCUAUAGCCACUUGUUACUCUACUUUCUUUGAAAUUGUAUUUCUGUUGCUCAAUUCAGUAGUAUGAUUAUUUGUAGAAUGUGCCGGUCUCCUCAACAUUGCCUGCCUUAUUCUCUCAACAUUUUUUGGGAUUGCUACAGUUCUUUGAGGGCCUGGUGGUUUCAUCUCUAUCAGUGUUUCUCUUGUCUGAAGUUAAUGAACCUAUUGUAGAAUGAUUUUUAGCAGUUAAAAUGCACACAUAUCAAAAUGUAAUCUAAAUCGCUGCUGCGUAUUCAUUAUUAAAUUAUUCGUUUGCAUGUAGGUAUUGUAGGUAUAAUCGCUAUUGAUAACUUUGGUGGCAUAAUGUAGAAAGUUAUUUGUUACCACCCAAAAGAGCGGUAUUUAAUAUCAAAUUAACCCUAUCGGACUAAUAUCCGCACCGAAUCCUUAACAUACCAUAUUGUAUUUAAUUAUAAAAAGUUAAUAUCCAAGUAUGUUUAUAUACCCUAUUAGUUAAUUGCAUAUUUGGAUUUUGCUUGUUAGUUAAGACAUGUAUGUUAAAUAAAAUAAAAUAUAUAAUAGAUAUUUCUGUAAUAUUAGCUAGGUACAUGUACGGAUUACAUUUUUAUUUUAAAGACAAAUUAUCAUAUUUUUUAGGAGUUCUUGUUGAAAUUAUUGAAAAGUGUAUUGAAGGUGCAUCAGUUCGUGAUAUAUGUAUAUGGGGAGAUAAUUUGAUACUAGAAGAGACUAGUAAAGUAUUUAAAAAAGAAAAAGAAAUGAAAAAAGGUAUUUUAUAUUAAUUACCUAUGCAAAACAUUGUUUUAUGUUCUAUGAUUUUUAUUUUUAUUUUUAGGUAUUGCUUUUCCAGUUUGUAUCUCUGCAAACAGCUGCAUUUGCCACUUUUCACCUAUUAUGAGUGAACCAGAUCAUGUAAUAGCUAAGGAUGACGUUUUGAAAAUGUAAUUUUUUUUUUAACUUUGCUUAAAUCAUCACAAUUAACUUGUGUGAAUGUAUACAAUUUCCAGAGAUUUAGCAGUUCAUAUAGAUGGUUUUAUUUCUAUCGUUGCUCAUACUAUUGUUGUGGGAAUCAGUUCUGAUAAUAAAAUCAAUGAUAAAAGAGCAGAUUGUUUCUUAGCUGCUCAUUUUGCAUCUCAAGCAGCGUUACGACUGAUGAGACCUGGAAAUGAUGUGGGCAUAUCUUAUAUAAAAUAAUGGAAUAAAUACAGUUUAGCACCGAUGCUUGUUCUUCAAUUUCUUUUUUAUUUCAAAAUGUGUGUGAUAAUCAUUGAACUCAAAAAUGUUCAUACAAUUUUAAAUAUUUUGUUAAAAAAAGCGGCAAAAAGCAAUUUUUUUCUCUAUAUAUAGACUGAUUUUAAUGUUAAAGAUAAUCAUGUAAUCAAUAUAUAUUGGAAACUUGUUUUAGAAGUUAUAUAGUGAUUUAAAAAUAAAUGUAUUGUCAAGGCACAUAGAAGAUCAUUAUGUAUAUAUAUGUUUCACAUAUGUAACCAUAUGUAAAACCUUGUCAGUUAACAUAAUAAAUUAUGUUUUUUGAAUUUUUUUUAAUUUUAACUUAUAAUAUAAAAAAGUGCAAAUAUUUUUUGAAACAUUUAUGACAGUGCAUUAAAACAUACAUUUAGAAGAAGAAAAAUAUGAGCAAUGAUGCUAAACUGCAUUUAUACCAAAAUAAUAAUUAUUGUAUUGUAUAAUGCCAUUAUAAUAACUUAUUUAUUUUUAGACUUACCAAAUCACUGAAAUGAUUAUGAAAGUUUGCAAAGAAUUUGAUUGCAAGCCAGUUGAGGGUAUGCUUAGCCAUCAAUUAAAACAAUUUAAAUUAGAUGGACCUAAAUCAAUUAUUCAGAAUCCAACCGAAUCACACCGUAAAGACCAUGAAAAGGCAACAAUUGAAGCCAAUGAAGUUUAUGCCUUAGACAUACUUGUUAGUACAGGAAGUGGUGCUGCUCGUGAGACAACUGCGAAAGUAUCUAUUUUUAAGAAAACUGAUGAAGUAUAUCCUUUGAAACUUAGAGCGUCUAGGUAAAUAACUUUGAAACUUAUUUAAACCUAUUGAAACUUCAUUUUACAAAAUACCAUUUUCAUUACAAAAUUAGCAAUUAAUAUAACAAUAUACAUAGUCUUCUGCUUAUAUUUUUUAUAUAAUAAACAAAAUAGUUUCCCUUUCAUUUGAGUUAGUAUUUAACUUCAAUGAAUCAUGUUAUUGAAUAAAAUGGUUAACAUUGUUUAUAAAUUUAUUUGGUUAUAAUUUUCAGUUUUGAUAUUUUUAUUUAUCUUGUUACUUUGUCUUUGUCUAUUUUGUUUGUAAAUCUUAGUAACUUUUUAGAAACAAUUGAGAAGAAUCAAAAUAAUAAUGAAGUUCAGGCACUGGGCAGCUUAGUGGUAGACUUAAACGAGUCAUCUAUGAUUGAUUUAUGAUUACUUACCAAAUUUUUAGCAUUAUUUUCCAAAUUUUUAUAAAACUGGUAACGUUGUUAAAGCUGCUGGAUAGCAUAUGUUAAAAUGCUAUUCUUCUAAUAUGGCAAAACUGUGUUCUUCGUGAUAAACAAACAAAAAGCCUUUAAAUUGGUUUUGAUAAAACAAAUAUUAUAAAAUUUACAAAUAACAAUAUUUUAAAAAUGUCAUGGGUGUUUUUGUGUAAAAAUAUGUUUGUUAUAUUAUGUACUAAAAAGAAGAGAAAUAGCAAAUGUCAAUGUGAUAUUUUUUUAAGUGUUGAAAACAGACAUCAAUUAAUCUUUUGUCUUAUAGGUUCUUAAUAUUGUUAGUACAACAAAUAUCUAUUUCAUUAAGAAGUGAAUUUUUGGUGCAAUUUUAUUUAAAAAAACUUAUUUUUUUUUUUUUUUUAUAGAAUAUUUUACACUGAAGUUAUUCAAAAACACAAUAUAAUGCCUUUUAAUUUGAGAAAUUUUGAAGAUGAGAAGAAAGCUAAAAUGGGUGUGGUGGAAUGUGUAAAUCAUAAACUUAUAGAACCUUUUCAAGUUCUUUUUGAAAAAUCUGGUAAAUUGUUUAAUAAUUUUUACUUUAAACUAGUUGUAUGCUCAUUUAGUGAUUGAUUUUGUUUACUUUUUAAAUGAUAAAUUAUAUGAAAACAAAUAUCCCCUAUGAACCACCCUUGAAAAGCUCAAUUAAUGCACUUUCACAUAAAGUACAAAAACUCCAUUUAGAAAUAAAAUGUCUUAAAUUUAAAUAUUUCUCCAGGAAGUUAUCUAAGGUGACCAAAAAUUUUAAGAAAAUAUUGAAAUAUUUUACUAAUAGUAUGAAAUAAUAUAUAUUAACAAUGAUUGGUUCAAAAUACUAACUAAGAUAAACAAACAAAUACAUUUUUAUUGUUCUAAUUAUGCUAUUUAUAAUAUCUUUCGUUUUAAUAUUUUCUUACAUUUUUUUUAGGAGAAACUGUUGUUCAGUACAAAUUUACAGUACUAGUGACAACUACUGGACCUGCCCGGAUAACAGGAUUACCGUUUGAAGAGGAUAUUUAUGUUUCUAAUUUAACUAUUAAAGACCCAGAAGUCUUGGUAUGUUUUAAAUAAAUGCAUUUAAUAUUAAAUGUUAUUUUUCAUAAUAAACUAUGUUUAGAAUUUACUCAAAACAUCUGUUAAUCAAAGAGGUAUUUUACAACCAGUGAAAAAGAAGAAGAAGAAGCCUCAAAAAAACAACGUAGCUGGUAAAAUGGAGGUUGACGAACCUAAAGCAGAAAAAGAAGUGGAAAAAAUGGAAGUUGAUGUGUCUGCUUAAUAUAAGUUUUCUUUCCGUUUAUAGGAAUUUUGUACAAACAUGUUUUAGAUGGUAAAUGACAUUAAUUGCGAACAUAACAAAUUGAACAGAAUAUUAAAAACUUCAAACGAAAAAUGACUUUAUGAUUUCUUUAAAGACAUAGUUAUAAAUAUUUAAAAACAGUAUUUUUUUAUAUAUAUAUAUAUAUACUAAUUAUAUUAUUUAAAUUUGUUAUUGAGUUAUGAAAUUUGAUAACUUAAAAUGCCUUUUAAAUUAAUAUUAUCCUUCAUCUGUCAUCUACUAUAUGUAAUUACUUGGUUUAUAAAAUAAACUGUUUAAUAGAAUUUUAAAGUGUACAAUUUUUUUUUAUUGUGAAAUUUUUACUAAACCGUUACAACCAGUGUAUAUCGUACCAUUAUUAAAAUUAUUUUGGUAUUCGUUGACAUUUGUAUGUUAGUUUUAGUAUUAGAAGCCAGGCAAAAUCAUUGUUUUUUGAUCAAUAUGAAUUUAAAAAAAUAUUGCAUAACCUUUUAAUACAUGUACAUAACAUUUUCAACUUAUUUUUUCAAGACUAACAAAGUAUUUAAGUUAUUUUUACAUAAUUCAAUAUUAUUUUCAAUCAUUUUUUUUUUAUAAGAAGUAAUUAUUGAUAACAAUAUGUAUGAAUAUUUUCAUUUUUUUAAUAUACAUAUUUUUGUGGGGGUACCAAAACCCAACUGUUUACGAUUGUUUUAGUAUCAAAAUUGUUGACUGUUAAAUAAAAAUAAAGAUAAUUACUCGUAUGAGGUAAAAUCUUUUUCAAUAGUUUGGUACUUGUUAUUAUAACUUUUCAAACUUAUUCCGGCAGUGAACAAACAUUCGCCAUCAAUCCUGACAAUAUCAACUGUACGUAAACAUGUUUGGUUUCGAUACCUCUGGAAUGACAUGCUUAAAAUUUCAAGUUGUAUCAUUAAAUACAUUAUUUUCAGAGUAAAUUAUUUUGAUAUUGUAUUUUAAACGUUUAAAACAUGAAGUACAUUUAUUUCUUAUUUUAUUAUAUGCGUGUUGCUCUAUAUGAUAAUCCUUUUCUUUUUAGCUUCUAAGUGUAUACUUUCAUCACAAUAUUUCAAUUAUAAAAAAUGUCAUUACUGAUUUACUAACAAAUAUAAUUCUAAUAAAUAUUUAUAAUUUGAAAUAUUGAAACAAUAUAUAACUCAAAUUUUAUGAUAAAAAAAAAUAUUUAUAAUUGCACAACACAGAAAUGAAAACUAAAAUAUUAUCUAUGAUAGUUUAAUAUGAGCACAAAUACUUUAUUAUUUUUAUAUAACAUAUUUCUAUAAAUUAUUAACAAAAUAUAAGUACACGAUUAUAUUUACUCAAUACAAAUUGAUAGUUUUGUUAAUUUUCUUUAGGAUUCAGUUGUACCUCGACCAAUUGGUAAGCUUUGUUUGCUGCACAAGCACAUUUGUGUGGUACAUCUAUGACAAAUUCUCCAGCAGCAUAAACGCUUUUAUUCCAACGUGCCGUAGAGGUGGAUUUUAGAUUUUCUACAGAUGGCAAUGAUUUGACCUAGAAUAAACAAUAUGAAUGUUUAUUUGAAAUAGUAUGUAGAAAUAAAAACUUAACUUGUUCUGGCAUUUCAGACUUGGCUUUGUUAGCAAUAGGCGUUAGAAUUGCAAUAAUUAAUUUUGCUAAUUCACGGGAAGUUUCUCCAUCUUUCCAUAAGCCUAAUUCAGAGGAUCCAAAUAUUGUUGCUCCAAAUAACGCUCCUUUUAUAGUAUAACUAA